This is a messenger RNA of Emiliania huxleyi CCMP1516, 1767 nucleotides long. RefSeq lists its product as hypothetical. Bases 1 to 1767 code for a protein of 588 amino acids. The record is from RefSeq and is a predicted model, not a curated record. NCBI's taxonomy places the organism in Eukaryota, Haptophyta, Isochrysidales, Noelaerhabdaceae. The transcript is spliced from 5 exons.
AUGCCGGAAACCCCCGCCGCCGCGUCGCCUGUUUGGGAGCUUCGCCUCGUGGGUGGCGCCUCCACCGUCCGGAGCGUGCCGCUCUCGCAAGACGUGACUAUCGGACGCACGGCGCUCGGCAUCGACGGCUCGACAAUCUCUCGGAGCCGCCACGUCCGCUUCUUCUGCGACGCCGAGCACGCUGUCCGCUGCGUCGCUCUGCACGAGAACCCGGUGCGCAUCGUGGCCUCCGGCGGCGAGGCGUCGCACGAGAUCGGGCUCGGCCACGCCAACGGCGACUCGGCGCUCCUCUACCCAGGCUGCCUGCUUCAGCUCGGCGACCUGGAGAACAGCGUCGACCGAAAGGUGUUUUGCUACCUUCUCGCGAGGGGCAGCCCGCCUCAAAAGCUGAGUGGCGCGAUGGCUGGCUCUGCCACGGCCCGGGUGGACGUGGCGGUGCGGGCCUCAGAGCCCGCCCCGGCCAACGCGGCGUCCCACGCGGUGCCGCCUCGCACGAUCACGGCCGACGCUGGAGUCCAGGCGGUCGAGCCGGCUCCCACACAGGCGGAUGCAUCGAUGCAGGUCGUACCCGCAGCGGCCGACGCUUCGAUGCAGGUCGUACCCGCAGCGGCCGACGCUUCGAUGCAAGUCGCGCCUGCAGCGGCCGACGCUUCGAUGCAGGUCGCGCCUGCAGCAGCCGAUUCAUCCGUUCAGGCGGCGCCCGCGGCAGCCGACGCAUCCGCUCAGGCGGCGGAGCCGGCAGUUGCGACGACCGACUCGGCCGUCCAAGCGGUCGAGUCCCGUCCUCCGUCAGCCGACUCCUCCGUCCAGGCUGCCGAGCCUCCUCCUGCGGCGGCCGACGCCUCCGUCCAGUCGGCACCCCUCCCUGCGACAGUCGACGCCUGUCUUCAGCAUUCCAUCCCGACGGCGGACACCGGCAUCCAGACCGCGCCCGCGCCCGAGAAGGAGGCGGCGGAGGGCGCCUCUGCGCUCGCCGCGCCACCUGCAGACGCGCCGGGGGAGGAGGCUCCUGCGGACGCGCAGGCAGAGGGGGUGGCGGCCGGUCCUCCGGAGCAGGCGGGGCUCGCGCGGGAGGGUGGAGGCGAAGGGUGGGCGGAGGACGGCGAGGAGGCGCCCUCGUCCCUGCCCGGCCUGCUCUUCACGCAGCUCGACCCGCCUCUCAGCCCCUUCUCGCAAGGGUCGCGCGGGCGGGCGUCUGGCGGCGACGAGGAGGAGGAGGCGUCGCAGGCGUCCCAGCACAGCUCGCUCUCCCUCGGGGGGCCGCCCUCCGAGGCGAGCCUCCUCCCCCGGCGCGUGUAUCUGAUCUUUCUAAGCACGCAGAGCUUCCCCGGAGGGACGCAGCAGCCGCCGGACGGCGCCGACGCGGAGGCGACGGCGUCGUGGGGGCACCAGCUGCACGCCAUGUACGCAGCGCUGCUUCCGCCGCUCGACUUCCAGCUCCACUUUGAUCUGCCGGCUUGGGCGCCGCUCGCUGCCGCCGACGAGAGCCCCGCGCGGGCGGUUGGGUCGCCCGAGAGGGCGGCGCCAGAGAGGGCGGCGCCAGAGAAGAGGGCAGACGCCCAUCCCGAGGGCGCGCCCCCGCCGAUGUCGGUGGCGGUGCAGUCGGCCCCGCUCUUUGGCUUCACGCCCGCCACCGGCAAGCGCAAGCAGAGGCCCGACGAGGAGGGGGAGGACGCGGCCGGCGAUGCAGGGGCUGCGCGCUGGAGCGUGCGGGGCAUCUCCCCCUUCACCAUGGGGAUCAAGCGCCUCGCCCCUGCUGAGGACUGA